Messenger RNA from Spirodela intermedia, 2275 nucleotides. The record is from the annotation of a GenBank genome assembly. Lineage: Eukaryota; Viridiplantae; Streptophyta; Magnoliopsida; Alismatales; Araceae.
AUGAAGGGGCCGGCGCGAAUCGGAGGGGGGAAAAUGAUCCGUCUUGUGGGCAGGACUGUCGGGGCGGGGAUGGGCGGGGUGCAGGAGGCAGUCUCAACUGCCGCUGGCGCUGCGUGCGGCCCCGCGAGGCACGCGAAGCCGAUUAGCGUCGUCUCGGUCUCGUCUUCCUCAUCCUCGAGUUCCUCUUCAUUCACCGCUUCUCUGACCGAGACGACCAGCUGGGAGCAGUCGCACUCUUACUUCUGCGAAGGGGACGGAUGGGAGCCCAUCGGAGAGGAAGAUAUUGCCGGGGCGGGCGACCAAAUCUUCCCUGGGCGUUUCGUCUUCGGACCGCCGCCGUCUAGGGAGGAGGUGGUCGAUGCCGUCUCCACCAUCCAGCAGUAAGUUCCCAAGCCCUCGUUCACAAGAAUCCACUUUAAAUUGUUACUCGAGCUUGUGGAUCAAGGGCGUCUCCUCAGAUUUCUUGUAUAUUUCUGUUUCGUGUUGUGAUUUUCAUGAACUUUGUGAUCGUAUUCCUUUCUAAACUUUUCGAAUAUCACUGCUAAGAAAUCGUAGUUUGUUUGAAGACAAGGUCUCGUCGUUGAUCCCCUGUUCCUCGCAUCUUACCGUCCUGUGCCUUUGAGGCUUCUCUGUUUGAGCAUCUGGCUGUUGAUCGAGCAGGGACUAAGGCCACAACCUCACAAUAUCCGCAGGGAAGAUCACAUUUAAUAAUUAUGUAGUUAUUGUCGUUGGCAGCCCUCGAGGAACCAUAAAAAAACAGAAAUAUAGUCAUACAUUUUGACAAUGUAAGAACGAAUUGUUAUUCAUUUCGGGUUUCGUUGAUUCUCCUUGCUUCCUUGUGUCAUUUGUGUCGUUAUUGACCAGUGUUAUUUACUAAUCUCAGUGAUUUAGCUCAUCGCAUAGCAUUGAUCUUCCCCAUACGAUAUUUGGUGGACAUUUUUAACGAUUUAAUUUUUUCUACUAUAUCCCUUAAUUAAGUGUGAGUGAUAAUUCUGCUGAGACAGAAUAAUUUAUGCAGACCUUAUUCCUCAUUUUUCCCUAGCAUUCUCAUUGUCAUACCUCGUCAUCAAGUAUCAGGCUUUAACACUGGGUAGAUGAUUCAAGGCCGAAAGGAAACAAUUUAGGGACUUUGCCCAAGUGGGUCUCCCAACCAUACAUCUUCCCUUCUGCCCUUUUCCUUUCUGGCUUUAUUCACGCUGAAUCUUAUUGUUUCCUAAUUAAUAUGGUUCUGGUGCCCCAAAUGUAGGACAUUCGCCACAUUUGCUUCCCCACAGGACGUCGAAGAUGGGUUUUCCUCUACGGUGGCUGAGAGUGUAAAAGACAAAGCUCUGAUAAUGGAUUCAGUGCACCUAGUUUCUUCUUCUGAGUCUGAAUCAGAUUGGAUCGAGCCCACUCUUCACCUCUGCAGUCGCACCAGUGUGGACUCCCGAGUGCAUGAGAAAGUCGUUGAUGCUUUCAGAUUAUUGCAGACGAAUCCUUCUAUCAAGGUUAUUUUUAUUCUUUUAGUUAUUUUUGCAUAGGGUCGAAGGGAAUUGAUAAAUAGAUAGAAAAUUAUUGGAUCUGGGACCGAAAUCAUGAUAAAAAAAUUAAUGAUUCAUGAUCUGAACUUCAUGAUGGAUGAAGCAUGCAAGACCCCAUUCAAGCCCUUUAUCUGACCUCUCUUUCUUCAUUCGUGGAAGCAUGAUUUCACUUGAUAUAUGCUUCUCAUUCGUUUUAAUACAGCUGCUAUGACUUUAAUGAACGCAGAGGACAGUUGUCUCAUUGUCAUCAGACAAAGCCGUGUGGGAGGCAGUCAUGAAAAACGAGGCCGUGCAAGAAUUGAGGGAGUCCUUCCGUGCAGGUCUUUCCACCACUACAUUUUAUCUCCAUGAUUCCGAUAAUUUAUCUCAAGCGCGUCAAUUUAAUCGAUCUCGAAUCAUAAUCCCAUCCGAUCUUCUGUAAUAUAUUAGCCGUUUGUUAAUUCUGGACGAGAUGAGCAAGAUAAUCUCUCUCUUUUUCCCUUUUUUUCUGAGAGUUCUUGUUUCAUACAGCUGAGCAUGCUGGGUCCCCCUCCGAUGAGCAGAAUCUUCCGGCGAAGAUUCUCAGGAUCUUCCAGGGUACCACGGGAAGGAUGAUGGAGUUGGUCGAGAAGAUCGCCAAGAUCAUUGGCGGUCUCUUCUCCGUCCCGGAAAAGGUCAAGAAGGUGGAUCUUUUCGAGGAUGCGCUGAGAUCUUCCUUCAUGCUCUCGGUCGUCGUCUUUAUAGUCGUUAUAUUAUCUCGCGCCCUCAGAGCUUAA